UUCAAAACUCAUAGAACCAGUCCCACCCUUGUGAAAUAUGUGGUAAAUGCUACCGCUUGCCCAGGAAUUUGACCGACCACUUAACUCAUUCUGGUGAGAGGCCUUUUUGCUGUAGCUUGCCUGGUAAAUGCUUUAAUGAAAUGACUCAUUUGGAUCAUCACAUAAAAAUUCACACAAGCAAGAAGCCGUAUCUUUGUAAACUGCGUGGUAAAUCUUUCCAGUCAUUUUCCUCCUCAGUGGUAAACUGUGAUUCCUUCCUACAGGUUUUAAAACUUUCCUCCAACUGUUUUGAUUGAGGGAUCUGCCUUGUUUCCAUUGCACCACUUCUUUCCCAUCGAUUAAAAAACCUGACUUGAGUGUUGAGGCUUCAUGUGAACCUUGUAUUCAACCAGCAACAAAGGACCGGAAGUAUCAUUUAUGUUUAAAAUAAUCUAUAAACAUUUGCAUCUUUUCACCUAAAACCUAAAUCAACCAGAAUAAAGCUGUAUUUGCAGAACAGUUAUAUCUCUUAGCUUUGUUAGCAAAUCCUCUGACAAUUUCCAUGUUUCUGACCCAGUUACAAAGUUUUCAGUUUGAGAUUGGUUCCAUUGCCAUGAAUGUAUUGAAUUCAGUUUUAUUCUAGUUACUCUAACAAUAAAAAGGGAUACAUUUCUAAAAUUCGACCAAUCAGAACCUGAGUUUUUCCGGCUCUAUGCCAUAACACACCAGGUUCACACUUGUGCUCUGUUUGUUUCACCUCUUAGGCUGUUUGUUUUUGAUCUCAACUGAAUCCAACAAAAAGUUUAAUAGUGUGGAGGAAGCAUUUCAGAUGAUCCGUGAAGACUCUGGGACAGAAGUGUGUGUCCAGGAUUCCUCGUCUGAAGAUGAAGAACUCAUUUUUCCAGCUCAUAGUGAAGAUUUGGAGUUUGAAGGGCUUUAACCUGAGAGAAUUUUAGGCAAUCAGUACGCUUGAAUAUGAAGUCUGUCGUCCGCGGACAGCAGGCGCGGCUCAUGGAGUGCACACAGUGAUGACAGAGACUACGAGCCACCAAGAAGAGUCUUAAUCUCUGCCUCACACGAUCCUGAGGGGAGAGAAGAAAAUCCAAAAAGGCUGCUGGUGAGGGUGCAACAGUUUGGCAUGGCAAAGAUGAGGAGGAUCAUCACCACCACUUCAAUUUCACACCAACAAGAAAACCAGGCCCCACCUUAAACCAGGAAACAUCCUGGACCCCACUGUCUCUGUUUCAUUUGUUUUUCAGCGCGUCUGUGAUACAAACACUCAUUGACAAUACAAAUGCUAACACCUGAAACUUUUUUAUGCAUAGCGGAAAGAGCGGGUACAGCGGGGGCCAGGGCUUGAAUUACUCGUCUGUUUUGAACCUCUUGCCGCCGUCUUUGCUGGGUGAGGGCUACACUUUGUAUGUAGUCUGUUUUUGCACUGCAAUUAGGCUCCAGUUGGAGUCAAACAAAGCAGCUUAUUGCCGUUUUUGAUGUGUGAAAAAACUAAGUUCUUUACAAAAAGAAGAGAAAUCCCCACUUUUCUAAAUGAUGCUGAAAUGGCCAAACGUCUAAGUAUGUCUACAUAAAAAAGUAAUUUUGUUUUGGUUUGCCUCGGUUCCUUUCGUUUUGCACAAGUUGCUUUAGGAUUUCCAACAGUUUGUAUUCCUGUUAAUUAUACUUUAAAAGGUUUAUGUGGCAUUUAAUGCUGAAAAAUUGAAGGAGGAAAGUAUUUUUGUCCAUGUUCCUUAUCUUUUAUAAGAUAUAUUGAGUAUUAUAACAUGAUACCAAAAUUAUUCUAACAUUUGUAAGCUAUUUGCACAUGAUGCAUCUUGUUCGUGUUUGAAGAGCAUUAAUGAAUCCAAACCGUUAUUCUGUUGAUUCUUCUCUGUUCCAUCAACACUCUAGAACACACGGGUUUUCUGGUUCUGGUCCACUCUGCAUCCCCAGAAUCGAGCCAAACAUGGAGAGAAGCAACAUUCAGUUUUUAUGCUUCUGUUUGAAAUACAUUUUUAAAACCCUUCAAAACAGGUGAAACAAGGAGUUCCUUUAAAUCAAGGCUAAAGACAAUUGGUUGAGUUGCCUUCAAUUAAUAUUAACUGUAAAAAAAAAUAUUUAAUCUGAAUUUAAAUCAUUUUUGUACUUGUUGACUGGAGAAAGCCUAUUUUAAGUUUAUUCUUUCUAACCAAAUAGAGAAGGUACACUUUAAAUGUUUUAAAAUCAAAAGUCUCCUUGACAUAAGCAGUAUGACUGAAGUGUUUCAGGACUGAGCCAAGUGUCCUCUGUAUUGGAAAUCAAAAUAAGCAGAAAAAACCCAGGCAAAAUUAAAUGAAAACCUUCAGUAGAAAAACAAACGUUUACGUUUGAAGACGGAACCUUAAGCACAAACCCUGUUUCUGGUGUAAAUCUUCGUGUGAGACAUCCGGCGGAAGUAAACAACAGGGCGCUAGCAGCGUUAGCUUUCAGGCUUCCUUCAGUUUAUCGUCGUUUGUGAGACGGUUUCUGCUGUGUGAACUGAAUAUUUCAGUAUCUGAGGUAAUUACAUCUUGAUUUCAACGUCAGCCGUGUUGCUGAUACCAGCUGGAAAACCAAAAUUAUCUCAACCUGCAGGUCUUCCACAGCAUCAUGUCGGUUAUUACUUGGGAGGUUGAUGCUGAUCACAUUCUCAUUAGCAAACAAAGGUCAAGCUCUCCUCUUGACCAUGAUUUACCAAACGGUGUGGAAAUAAAAGAUGAACCGGAACCCCAGACGACUGAGACAGAAGACCCAGAACCUCGAGUGAUUAAAGAAGAACAGAUUGAGUUGUGCAUCUUUCAAGAUGAAGGCCAGGUUUUGGUGAAGCAAGAGGCUGAAACCUCCAUCUCCAUGGAGAAUCCUGCUUAUAGGGAAGCAUUUCAAGACGGACCAGAGCAGCAGCAGAUGAUGGAGACGAAGGAGGAACCAGAGCCUGUAGAGAUUAAAGAGGAGCAGGAGGAGUCCUGCGGUAAUCAGGACAUAGAACAGCCAAAUGUUUUUGAGUUUUGUGGUAAUUCUUUCAUGCAGCAUACUGAGUUGGCUAAUCACAUGAUACCUCAAGCAGAUGAGAAACCUUUCUCCUGCCUGACUUGUGGAAGAGGUUUUAACAAGCAGUACAACUUGACCGUCCACAUGAGAACUCACACAGGUGAGAAGCCAUACCCUUGUGAGCUGUGUGAUAAAUCUUUCAGGAGGAGCAAUGAUUUGGCCCGUCACAUCAGAACUCACACAGGUGAGACACCAUAUUCCUGUCAGUUUUGUGGUAAAUCCUUUAACGACAACAGUCAUCUCACCAUUCACCUGAGAACACACACUGGUGAGAAGCCCUACUCAUGUGAAGUGUGCGGUAAAUCUUUGACUGACAGCAGUCAUUUGAUCAAGCACAUGAGAACUCACACACCUGAAAAGCCUUUCCCAUGCCUGACUUGUGGAAAAGGUUUCACUGCUCAGUCUGACCUGACAGUCCACAUGAGAACCCACACCGGUGAGAAGCCCUUCACCUGUCUGUUCUGUGGUAAAGGUUUUAUCCAGAAAACUACCCUGAGUUAUCACAUGAGGACCCACACAGGUGAGAAGCCUUUUCCAUGUGACCUGUGUGAUAAAUCUUUUAUUCAAAGCAGCGAUCUGGCCCGCCACCUCCGAACCCACACAGGGGAGAAACCAUAUUCUUGUGACUUGUGUGACAAAUCUUUCAGACAGAGCAGCGAUCUGGCUCGUCAUAUUAGAACUCACACGGGAGAGAAGCCAUUCUCAUGUCAGACCUGUGGAAAAGGUUUUACCAAGCAGAAUAAUCUGACGGUGCACAUGAGGAUUCAUACAGGUGAGAAGCCUUAUUCUUGUGAAGCAUGUGGUGAAUCCUUCACUGUCAAAUUUAGUUUGACUAAACACAAAUGUAAAAAUGCCAACCAGGAAGUUCUGCGACAGUAGAGCUGCUCUCUGAUUCACAAACUAGUCAGGUUUAUUGGUAUAGCACAUUUCAGCAACAAGGCAGUUCAAAUUGAUUUGCAUGAUUAAAACAUAACACAUUAAAUAAUUUAGAAACAUGCAGCAAACUACAUUUUGUCAAAUCCCAUCAUCAAAAUCAUCACACAUAAUAAUCCUCAAAUAUAUUAAUACAUUUACAAGCAGUGUAAUAACUGUUUAUGCAUGGAAAAUUUCAGGUUUUCCAUGAGUUUAACAUUUGAAACAAAACACAAAUAGAUUUGGUGUUGAUCAAAGACAAACAAAUGGAGUUUUAGCCUCAAUGUACAGAACGUCAGUGUUUCAACAGUUGUGCAGUUUUUGGAUGUUUGUUUAUUGAAGGCAAGGUUGUCACCAUCUUCAGAAAAAGACUAAAUGGCAGGAUUUAGGCCCCUUCCCCUCGUUGUGUUUGUGAAAAAAGGAACGGGGGUUGAAGUCAACCCUCCUCUGUUACGCCCCUGAAUCACCAAGCCAGCAGGCAGGAUGCCACUGCCUCUACUGGUGAUUUCUGAUUGGCCAAAUGGGCUUCCAAUGGAUGUUAUGAUAGAAAUUUGUAUAAAUCUCAUCAGAAUACACCUUUUUAACAGGCAUAUUCAUGUUUUUAUUUUGCUUGGGUUUCCCCAUCAUUUUCUUACUGAUUGCUGUAUUUUAUAUCUGGGGAUUAUUUUGUAACCUGCAUGUCAUGUAAAAUAACUGUUAAAAAUGUUAUUUCAACAAAGCUUACAGCUUGAUGUGUUGAUACAACAUGAAUGAAGUGUUAAAAUAAGGGUUUUUAUUAUUGAUUUGUUAUUCCUGAGUAUUAGCGGUAUCCUGCUUCAGAUGAUUAAAAUAUGUUAUGUUUGGAUGAUUAAACUAUUUACAUUCAUUCUUUUAA
Messenger RNA from Poecilia latipinna (sailfin molly), 4825 nucleotides. Its product is annotated as zinc finger protein OZF-like. The transcript is spliced from 5 exons. Lineage: Eukaryota; Metazoa; Chordata; Actinopteri; Cyprinodontiformes; Poeciliidae. The record is from RefSeq and is a predicted model, not a curated record. The coding region runs from base 2602 to 3918 and encodes 438 amino acids.